CACCCCCGAGUACUGAAACUGACACUUACCUCCACCACGCGAUCCCGCGUACUGAAGUCCCAAAUGCUUAAGAUUCUACUAAAACCCGAAACACAGAGGAACCAGCCACCAAGUUUCUGCGAAGCCGAGACACAAGAAAAGCUAAAAGCAUGGACAAAAUGAAGAUAGAAGAAGUUCAGUCUACUGCCAAGAAGCAGCGAAUCGCAUCCCACACUCACAUUAAAGGCCUUGGUCUUGAGGCAAAUGGAACUGCAAUAUCUUUGGCUGCUGGCUUCGUGGGUCAGGUUGAAGCUAGAGAAGCUUCUGGUCUUGUUGUUGAUAUGAUAAGGCAGAAGAAGAUGGCUGGUCGUGCACUCUUACUGGCUGGUCCUCCUGGUACUGGGAAGACCGCGCUGGCACUUGGAAUAUGUCAGGAGCUCGGGAGCAAGGUUCCAUUUUGCCCAAUGGUUGGUUCAGAAGUAUACUCAUCAGAAGUAAAGAAAACUGAGGUUUUGAUGGAAAACUUCCGUAGGGCUAUUGGUCUACGCAUCAAGGAAAAUAAAGAGGUUUAUGAGGGAGAGGUGACUGAACUCUCCCCAGAAGAAACUGAGAGUCUGACAGGUGGCUAUGGUAAAAGCAUUAGCCAUGUGAUUAUUGGAUUAAAAACUGUCAAAGGAACCAAGCAACUGAAGUUGGACCCCACUAUUUAUGAUGCCUUGAUCAAAGAAAAAGUGGCUGUUGGAGAUGUUAUAUAUAUUGAGUCAAAUAGUGGCGCAGUCAAAAGGGUGGGAAGGAGUGAUGCUUUUGCCACUGAAUUUGACCUUGAAGCAGAAGAGUAUGUUCCACUUCCUAAAGGGGAAGUUCACAAAAAGAAAGAGAUAGUCCAGGAUGUCACACUACAUGAUCUAGAUGCUGCCAAUGCGAGGCCUCAAGGUGGACAAGAUAUAUUGUCUUUAAUGGGUCAGAUGAUGAAGCCUAGGAAGACAGAAAUCACAGAAAAACUACGACAAGAAAUAAAUAAGGUUGUUAAUCGGUAUAUUGAUGAAGGUGUGGCAGAGCUUGUUCCUGGAGUUCUCUUCAUUGAUGAGGUUCAUAUGCUGGACAUUGAGUGCUUUUCAUACUUGAAUCGUGCGUUAGAGAGCUCACUAUCUCCAAUUGUAAUCCUUGCUACAAAUAGAGGAAUAUGUAAUGUACGAGGGACUGAUAUGAAUAGUCCUCAUGGCAUACCUCUCGACUUGUUGGACCGAUUGGUGAUUAUCCGAACACAAAUUUAUGGUCCUGCUGAGAUGAUCCAGAUCUUAGCAAUUCGAGCACAGGUUGAGGAACUUAUUUUGGAUGAGGAUAGUCUGGCACGCCUUGGAGAGAUUGCAAGAGAGACAUCCUUAAGGCAUGCCGUACAGCUGCUAUCUCCUGCCAGCAUUGUGGCAAAAAUGAACGGGCGAGACAGUAUUUCCAAGGCGGAUGUUGAGGAAGUGAGAGAACUAUACUUGGAUGCCAAGUCUUCCGCAAAGCUUCUUCAAGAGCAACAGGAAAAAUACAUCACAUGACCGUUCUGUUAGACUUUACUAGACAUCUACCAAAACUUAAGUUUGAACACAGUCCUUUGCAAUGCUACUUGUUGAAUUGAGAGAAUCUAGUUAGCUAAUGUAGCUUAAGCUGAACUCUUUUAUGGAGCACAUGAAUCAGCAGACAGUUUGUUCGGGGAAAUGGGGAAAAGGCAAUUCUUAACUCAAAUGAAAAAUUUUGUCGUUUUUUUUGGUUGGUUCAAAACUGUGUAGGUCCAUUAGUUUAAAUUUAUGGAUUCUUGUGGAAAUCCAAGACUUUAUAUGACUGAACUUUU
Mangifera indica (mango) is the source of this 1819-nucleotide messenger RNA. Its product is annotated as ruvB-like protein 1. Gene Ontology annotation, cellular component: NuA4 histone acetyltransferase complex; Swr1 complex; R2TP complex. Gene Ontology annotation, biological process: box C/D snoRNP assembly; regulation of transcription by RNA polymerase II; chromatin remodeling. The transcript has 12 exons. The record is from RefSeq and is a predicted model, not a curated record. Gene Ontology annotation, molecular function: ATP hydrolysis activity; ATP binding; DNA helicase activity. Lineage: Eukaryota; Viridiplantae; Streptophyta; Magnoliopsida; Sapindales; Anacardiaceae. The coding region runs from base 150 to 1526 and encodes 458 amino acids.